AUGGCUGCGGAGGACCGGCCAGUACAUGAGUUUCGCGUCCCAGAGCGACUGGUAAAAGACACCGCGGACCUGGAAACUUGGAAAAAGUCGCAAGCCUACCAGGACUUUACCGGGUUUAUCUACAUUCUCAACGAGGCCGUCAAAGGAAAGAAGAACAAUGAUUCAAUCAUCGAUAAGUUGACUGGUGUGUUGGACAUGUACAUGAAGUUCAUUGAUGAAACUCCGCCCCUCGAGCAGCCGGAGCGGUUCGGCAACAAGGCUUACCGCCUGUGGUCCGAUAGAGUUAGAGACUCUUCAGAAGAAGUUAUAAAGUCACUACUACCAGCAGACCUGCAUGGAGCGGUCGAGGAGCUGCAGCCCUACCUAUUACAGGGGUUUGGGAACGCCAUUAGAAUCGACUACGGUACUGGUCACGAAAUGAAGUUUGCUGCAUUCCUCUGCUGCCUGAUGAAGAUGAAGGUCAUCCCGCAGGACUGCGCCGCCGCACUCGUACUCCACGUCAUCAGAAGUCAUGUGUGUGUCCUGCAGCCCACACAGCCUUCUGUGGAAAGUCAGACUGAACUAACUCCACUGUCAUUUGUCGAGGAGACACUCGUCAACCAAAACGCCUCUGACUACAUGUUCAUGAGCUGCGUUGCAUACAUCAACAAGGUGAAAACCGGACCGUUUGCCGAACACUCUAAUUCUCUCUGGGGUAUCAGCUCUGUGGCAGAAUGGACAAAGGUUAAUUCUGGCCUCAUCAAGAUGUACAAAGCAGAGGUCCUGGGCAAGUUCCCUGUUAUCCAACACUUCCCAUUUGGAACAAUUCUCAGUUUUGAGGGCCAAAUCUGAGUAUUCUAUAUAGUGCCCACCUAUUCAAACUGGCCUUGUACUUACUGUGUGGAUUUAUCACUGUUUCAUGGUUGCUUCACUUUGCCAGUAUGAAAUUCACAAAUUUUUAUCUUUUUGGCAAUGAUAAUUUAGAGACAUAUAUACACAUAGAGAAACACACAGAGGAGAGAGAAUAAGGGAUUUACAGAUGAAGAUGAGCAUGGACCUGUCUAUUCAUUGAGAAGAGGAAAAGGAAGGAAGAAGGGGGUUGAUUACAGAGGGAUGGGAGAGAAGAGAAGGCAGAUUAAAAACACAGACUAUAGGCACGCAUACAGAGGAAAAAGAUGAGUUGGCAGUGGACAAGUGAUAGGAGCGAGGCUGGCUGGCUUUUGUAGUUUAGAAGGCCAAGAUUGGGCUGAACUUCACGGCUGGUGCCUGAAAGUGAGCGGCGAAGUGAUUAUCGGCGUGGUAGACUGGCUUUUCUUCGCCGUCUUUCGCCGCCACCGCUCUCCGCGGUUGAGGAUGUUCGUCGGCGGGACGCGGCGGCGAGAAAGACGACGGCCAGUCGGUAGUGGAGGGGUUACUGGGUUCUGUGAAUCCCUUGCCAAACAUAUACGUGAUGAGAGGGGCGGAUUGUAGAUUCCUGGGUGAGAGGUAGCCGCAGAAUCCAGGGAGGCUUUCUAGCGGACACCCUUCCGGAGGCGAAGACUUGAACCGCUUCGUGUCCUCGUAGAGAAGGCCCUCGCAAAGGAGCGAGUUCUCUUUCUCGUCGUGCGGAAAGGCCUCUUGGUGGUGCCGCUUCCCCGGAGACAGCGGAGCGCUGCCGCUCUCGUCCUCCGCGGAGCGAGAGUCUGACGUCCAGCGCCAGGUGUUGUCGAACUCUGCGUUCAUGUCGAAUCUCCAGGCGCUCCAUUCCCCGCCGCUGCCGCCGCCGCCAUUACUGCUGCUGUUAGAUAGGUCCGAGAGGAACCGACUGGGUCUCGAGGGAGAUAGAGGCGAAGUCCAGGUCUUGUUCAAGUUAUGGUGGUUGUGUUUGCCAGACGGCGCCGUGUCAGAGUCUGAGAGAAUGUUACUCAGAACUGAGUUGACGCUCUCGAAGUCCAUACUUUCUUCCCCGAAGCUCUCCACCCGGGAUACAUUAGAGGUGGAUACUAUGGGGCUUAGUUCUCUGGCUGAUGCCUUGGGCGUCGUUCUGACAGACGCCGUGGGCACUGGCUGGGGAUGGGGAUCGUCUUCGAAGCAAGAACUAGACGACGUCUCAACUUUCUUGGUGAUACUGGCCAGGAGCUUCGAGGAAGUGCUGCGCCGGGUCGGGGUCUGUAAGGAGGCCGAGUGGAGGAGAGAGUAGGUAGCCGAGGUAGCAAUGUUCUGCGCCUUGUUCAACACUUUAGAGAUCAUGAGAGUCUGUCUGAGAGGUAGUUCGCCACCCUUGUGUAGACAGCCAAGCUUUGUCACGGACACCUCCACAAGUCUGUUGGCUUCGAACAGUCCGUCCAUCUUUGUCGUCGGGACUAUUGUGCAAAGUUUUUCGUCGUGUUUGUAUACACGAGGCAACUUUUGUCGUCCUCUCUGCCGUUCCUUUUAUAACGGUUUGGCUUUGAGAGGGUGACGACUGCACAACGUGGCAACCAAGUUUACCUUUUUUGGAAACUAAUCUCGGCAAUACCCAUUACGUAAUCCGCUAU
Molecule: messenger RNA, 2495 nt
Organism: Geodia barretti
Lineage: Eukaryota; Metazoa; Porifera; Demospongiae; Tetractinellida; Geodiidae
Source: the annotation of a GenBank genome assembly